Messenger RNA from Mus pahari (shrew mouse), 1901 nucleotides. RefSeq names its product fibrinogen gamma chain (gene Fgg). Lineage: Eukaryota; Metazoa; Chordata; Mammalia; Rodentia; Muridae. The record is from RefSeq and is a predicted model, not a curated record. Gene Ontology annotation, molecular function: signaling receptor binding. Gene Ontology annotation, biological process: platelet activation; blood coagulation; protein polymerization. The transcript is spliced from 9 exons. The coding region runs from base 177 to 1508 and encodes 443 amino acids. Gene Ontology annotation, cellular component: fibrinogen complex.
GUCUGAGAGCCAGAACAGGCAGAAAGAGCUCACAUUUCUGGUAAAGAGGCCCCGUGACCAGUUCCAGCCACUCUUAGUCCCGCCCAGACUGACAGCUCACAUAAAGGACCAAGGAGAGCCCAAGAGGUCACAGUGCUGGCUGUACAGGGCUGGGAGCACCAGGUCACCCAGACACCAUGAGUUGGUCUUUGCAGCCCCAGAGUUUCGUUCUUUGCUGCAUGCUGUUACUGUUCUCUCCAACGGGCCUGGCAUAUGUUGCUACCAGAGAUAACUGUUGCAUCCUAGAUGAGAGAUUCGGUAGUUUCUGCCCAACCACCUGUGGCAUCGCAGACUUCCUGUCUUCCUACCAAACUGACGUGGACAAUGAUCUCCGAACGCUGGAAGACAUCUUACUCCGAGCUGAAAACAGAACCACAGAAGCCAAAGAACUGAUCAAAGCAAUCCAAAUUUACUACAACCCAGACCAACCCCCAAAGCCAGGUAUGAUAGACAGUGCCACUCAGAAGUCUAAGAAGAUGGUAGAAGAAAUUGUGAAAUACGAAGCGCUGCUGUUAACCCAUGAGUCAAGCAUCCGGUAUUUACAGGAAAUCUAUAAUUCAAACCACCAGAAGAUUACGAACCUGAAACAGAAGGUAGCCCAGCUUGAAGCCCAGUGCCAGGAGCCUUGCAAGGACUCCGUGCAAAUCCAUGACACAACUGGAAAAGAUUGUCAGGAAAUUGCCAACAAGGGCGCCAAAGAAAGUGGACUUUACUUCAUUCGGCCUUUGAAAGCUAAGCAGCAGUUCUUAGUGUACUGUGAAAUCGAUGGAUCUGGAAAUGGUUGGACCGUAUUGCAGAAGAGACUUGAUGGCAGCGUGGAUUUCAAGAAGAACUGGAUUCAGUAUAAAGAAGGAUUUGGACACCUGUCGCCUACUGGCACCACAGAGUUUUGGCUGGGAAAUGAGAAGAUUCAUUUGAUAAGCAUGCAGUCCACAAUCCCAUAUGCACUGAGAAUACAGCUCAAAGACUGGAAUGGAAGAACCAGCACUGCGGACUAUGCCAUGUUCAGGGUGGCUCCCGAGUCUGACAAAUACCGCCUGACCUACGCCUACUUCAUUGGUGGGGACGCUGGGGAUGCCUUCGACGGCUACGAUUUUGGCGAUGACCCCAGUGACAAGUUUUUCACAUCCCACAACGGCAUGCAGUUCAGUACCUGGGACAACGACAACGAUAAGUUUGAAGGCAACUGUGCGGAACAGGAUGGAUCUGGCUGGUGGAUGAACAAAUGUCAUGCCGGCCACCUCAAUGGAAAUUAUUACCCAGGUGGUACUUACUCAAAGUCAUCUACUACUAACGGUUAUGACAACGGCAUUAUUUGGGCAACCUGGAAAACCCGCUGGUAUUCCAUGAAGGAAACCACCAUGAAGAUAAUUCCCUUCAACAGAAUCUCCAUCGGAGAAGGACAGCAACAUCACAUGGGGGGAUCCAAACAGGUCAGCGUGGAUCAUGAAGUUGAAAUUGAAUACUGAUCAACCAUCUGCCAGAAGUUUUAGAAAUAGAUAUAAAGAAUUAACUAUUAACUUCUAUUGGCCUGUACAAAGUUCCAACAAUUUCCUCAAUUUUUCUUCUACAUCUUUAUACUCUAUUUAUUAAUUUUUGUCUUUCUUAACAUGAUACCUAGCCUUAAAUGGAAAUUAGAAUCUAUUUGAACCAUAUUUCUAAAUUACUUGAAUCAAAGUUAUUAAGUAUUGUUUAUUUGAAGAGACAUUUUGUUUGACCUUUCCCCUAAAUAUUAAAAGUAAAACUACCGUACUUUGUUUACUUUAUAAUCAGCUGUAAUUAUUGUUUUUGUUGUUGUUUCUAUUAUUUCUUGAGUAUUUUUAGUAUAUACUAAUAAAAUAGGAGAAAAUUUUAGAACUUGA